GACACCCUUAAGAACUGAGAAUCUGACUAAUUUAAACAGAUGGCUAAUCCCAGUGCUGUCUGCAAUGGGCACCUACAUCAUCAUCAUCAUCAGAAACAGAAUAACCUCUUAAAAAGUGGAAUCUAUAAGAAAAAUGGAAUUACUAAAGGAAUGAAGAAGAAUGGCGUGUCAAACGGAACUCUCUACAAAAAGACAUUUAUUGAGCACUUUGAACAGGCACCAAUGUAUGUUGCAGUUUUUACUGUCGUGGGUUUUGCAGUGGGAACAAUAUUUGGCUACCUGCGAGAUUUUAUGAGAGCCUGGGGACUAGAAAAACGUAACAUUGCUGAAGAGAGAGAACAACAAAAAGAUUUUGUACCACUUUAUCAAGAUUUUGAGAACUUUUACACCAGAAACCUCUAUAUGAGAAUACGGGAUAACUGGAACCGGCCAAUUUGCAGUGUCCCUGGGCCACAGUUUGACCUCAUGGAACGUGUUACUGAUGAUUACAACUGGACAUUUAGGUUUACAGGAAGGACUAUCAAGAAUGUAAUCAAUAUGGGUUCUUAUAACUACCUCGGCUUCGCAGAAACAGAUGUUAAUGCUUUGAAAACUGUGACCAUAGAGUUAGAAAAGUAUGGGACGGGAGUCUGCAGUACCAGACAAGAAAUGGGCACCCUAGACAAGCAUGUAGAACUAGAAAAACUUGUGGCCACAUUCCUUGGUGUUGAAGAUUCCAUGGUGUUUGGCAUGGGCUUUGCAACUAACUCGAUGAAUAUUCCAGCCCUUGUUGGAAAGGGCUGCCUCAUUUUAAGUGAUGAGUUGAACCACACUUCUCUCGUUCUUGGUGCGAGGCUUUCAGGUGCCACUAUUAGAAUCUUCAAGCAUAAUAAUAUGCAGAGCCUCGAGAAGUUGCUGAGGGAUGCAAUAAUAUAUGGGCAGCCUCGCACCCACAGAGCAUGGAGAAAAAUUAUCAUCCUCGUGGAGGGGAUUUACAGCAUGGAAGGGUCCAUCGUGCGCCUGCCAGAGAUAGUCUCCUUGAAGAACAAAUACAAAGCCUACCUCUACUUGGACGAAGCUCACAGCAUCGGUGCAGUGGGAGCAACGGGCCGAGGAGUCGUGGAGUACUUCGGGAUGAGCCCUGAUGAUGUUGAUGUAUUAAUGGGAACGUUCACAAAGAGCUUUGGUGCAGCUGGAGGAUAUAUAGCUGGCAAAAAGGGCCUUGUGGACUUUUUACGAACUCAUUCUCACAGUGCUGUGUACGCCACAUCCAUGUGUCCACCCGUAGCAGAGCAAAUCAUCAGGGCAAUGAAAUGUCUCAUGGGACUAGAUGGGACAACACAAGGGCUCCAAAGAGUGCGCCAGCUGGAGAAAAACACAAGGUACUUCAGACGAAAACUGCAUGAAAUGGGCUUCAUUAUUUAUGGCAAUGAUGAUUCACCCGUUGUCCCCUUACUCCUUUAUAUGCCUGGUAAAAUAGGGGCUUUUGCAAGACGCAUGUUAGAAAGAAAUAUCGGGGUGGUCGUGGUUGGGUUUCCAGCUACUCCUAUCACGGAAUCCAGGGCUCGGUUUUGUGUGUCAGCUGCACAUACACGGGAGAUGUUAGACACGGUUUUGAAUGCUCUGGAUGAAUUGGGUGAUUUUCUACAACUGAAAUAUUCCCGGUAUUCCAAGUCAUCUCAUCCUGAACUGUAUGAAGAAACUAGGCUUGAACUUGAAGAUUAAGUUUUCCACCUCCGAAGAGAACAUUAUGAUGCUAUGAAAGGGCGGAAAACCCGAAAACUGAAAAACACAAACGCAUUUCUUCCCUUCUAAGGACAAUUUUUAUUUCUCAGUUAAUUGAAAGGAGGGGAAGUUCGGGUGUUGCAUCUUGUUGUAUCAAUUUUCUGUAUUCAAGAGACUGAAAUAUUGAUACAGAUUUGCCUCCCCAGGAGAUCUGUCCUUGUUACGGUAUUUUUGAUGCAGGAUGAAUGCAUCCAUUUUUCGAGUUGCUAGCGUACAGCUUUUGGUAUGGCCCCUUUUUAUGAAGAGGCUCCAGAUAGUCUUAAUUGUGACUGAAAUAAUAAAGUUUAAAAAAAAAUUAAUAGAUUCUAGUGUAAUAUAGCUGAGCUUCAUCAGUGAGACUGACUUUUAUCUGUUAAGGAGAAUAAAUCAAGACCUCGGUGUGGACUGCUACAGAGGAAUGAGCAGAAAGUGAUCUCUUUUACUAAGUUGCACUAUCAUGCAUUUCUCCAAGGACAGAAAAUGUUAGAAAAAGAUUAAUGCUGAGAACAAGAGAAGUAGCCUGAUCAGAUCAUGUGUUUCUGAUGGCAGAUUAUGGGAAAGGGAGAAUGCCUCCACCCAUCCACAGACCUUUUCUCAGCUGCUGAAAUGCACUCUAAGCUUUGAAUUGUACAGAAAUUUGGGCUUAGACAUGAACAGAAAUGCUUUUGUGCCAACACAUUUGACCUACAACCUAUCCCAUCUUCUCCCAAUGUAAGUUCUUCGGCAGGGCUUGCUCCCUUUUCGUGGAGCAGUAGUAAAUAAUUUUAAUAACCAUUUAACUUUCCCGUAAAAACCUUGAUCAAAACAGUCAGAUACUUGCAGUUCACAAACUGCAGAUGACAUUUA
This is a messenger RNA of Manacus vitellinus (golden-collared manakin), 2589 nucleotides long. RefSeq names its product serine palmitoyltransferase long chain base subunit 3 (gene SPTLC3). Lineage: Eukaryota; Metazoa; Chordata; Aves; Passeriformes; Pipridae. The record is from RefSeq and is a predicted model, not a curated record. Gene Ontology annotation, biological process: ceramide biosynthetic process; sphingosine biosynthetic process. Gene Ontology annotation, cellular component: serine palmitoyltransferase complex. Bases 40 to 1704 code for a protein of 554 amino acids. The transcript is spliced from 12 exons. Gene Ontology annotation, molecular function: pyridoxal phosphate binding; serine C-palmitoyltransferase activity.